This is a messenger RNA of Sodiomyces alkalinus F11, 985 nucleotides long. RefSeq lists its product as hypothetical. The transcript has 2 exons. NCBI's taxonomy places the organism in Eukaryota, Fungi, Ascomycota, Sordariomycetes, Glomerellales, Plectosphaerellaceae. The record is from RefSeq and is a predicted model, not a curated record. Bases 144 to 860 code for a protein of 238 amino acids.
CGUGCGGCUGGGUCUGGGGCUGCAUUUCUGGUCCAAUCGUUUCCCUAUCGCCGCUUCGACGCAAGGCUCAACCAGGGGCAGAACGACAGCCCAAUAGGCCGACAUGCCACGACAUCCUCUAGAGCCUGGCGGCGUUUCUGGGAAUGCUCUCUCACCCUCCGUUGCCCAGCCCUCACGAAACUCGCACAGCACAGUUACUAGUUUCCGUACGGCAACUUGGCGCGGAGAAGAGUACUCGAAUCGAGCUAAGCAGACUAUUCCCUCUCGACGUGCCGAUGCUCGCAGCAGCAAACGACACAAAACGGGCACGUGAUGGACGCGCAACGGACCCGGAUGACCCUUGCUCUCCGUCGUGCCGGGCUUGUCCCCCGUCGCCUUUCUCCGUUCGGCCACUCGACUAUAACACCGAUACCUCCGACGCGCCUCCGUUUAGAGGCGACGAGCUCCUGUCGCUGCUACCCGCGUCCUUCCGCACCAAGUCCGAUGACCUCGUUGCGGCGAGGCGUGACGUCAGGGCCUGCGUCGAAAAGGAACUCGACCUGCGACGGCUGACCGAUAUUCUCGGCUGGCUGUGGAUCGCCGGUCGGCCCAUGCCGCCAUGUCAGCUCCACCACCAGCUCUUGCUGUCGCGGGACGUCUUUGUCACGGAGCGCAUCGACAUGCAUCUCGUGUGGACGACUGGUCGGAUAUUUCUCAAGCCUCUGCCGCGCUUCCUGCUCGAGCCGCGCUUCUGGACGUGCCAUCUCUCGUGUGCCCACUCUUGUCAUUGUCCCGCGGAAGAUGGCAGCCCCGGGAGGCGCGCAGAAGACGCCCCAGGAUCCCCGGAAGGUGUCUUGGAACACGUCCCGGAGUAUGAUUAGUGGCGACGAUAUACUCACCUCGUAUAGCCACUGAAUCGGGGUCCUGCCAGCAAGCUCGUCCCGGCGUGACGCGCCAGUAAGUUCAUGAUAUCGGAGGUCGUUACUUCAAGGGCCUGUUUAUUAGG